UACCCGGGGCUGGCCCCUGUUUGCUCCCCUCCGCCAGCGUCUCCUCCGCAGGGCUGGAGUCCCACGUGUGAGUCACCUCGAGCGGUAUGAAGAGGCUCCGAUGUCCCCUCGAUGCCUGGCCCGGAGCGGACAGGACUGUUCUCCGGAGGCGUCUAGGCCCCGUGAGACUGGAGUGACACUCCCUGGGCGAGGGUUCUUGCAGGAUACGCAGCUGGGCAGGAGGCUCGAGAUAGAGGAUCCGAAGAGCACAGCCUUCUGCCAGCCUGGAGGAGGUGCCAAAGUCCGAUCCCCGAGCAACACACCCUUGCGCAUGUCCGUCAUCUUCGCUCCUGACUGGCUACGCGGCAAGGCCAAGGUCAACCAAGAGACUAUCCAGCGGCUCCUGGAGGAGAAUGACCAGCUGAUCCGCUGUAUCGUGGAGUAUCAGAACAAGGGCCGAGCGAACGAGUGCGUCCAGUAUCAGCAUGUGUUACAUAGAAAUCUCAUUUAUUUAGCUACCAUCGCAGAUGCCAACACAGGCAGUCUCACAAAGGCAGUGGAGUAAUCUUCCAGGAGGCUGUAAUGAGGAGUGACUGAAUGGAACCUAUCUCCGGCGAAACAGAGCUGCUCAGAAUAUGGGCAAAAAGUCCCAUUCAUUUUAGACUGUGAAGAAACUUGCUACUGACUCUACUGUAUUCUACUGUAAAUAUUUUAGUAAUAAAACAGAUCCCACAGAAGAACCGUGAGGACCUGAGAUGUAUGA
Messenger RNA from Apodemus sylvaticus (European woodmouse), 742 nucleotides. RefSeq names its product SS18 like 2 (gene Ss18l2). Gene Ontology annotation, cellular component: nucleus. The record is from RefSeq and is a predicted model, not a curated record. Lineage: Eukaryota; Metazoa; Chordata; Mammalia; Rodentia; Muridae. Gene Ontology annotation, molecular function: transcription coactivator activity. The transcript is spliced from 4 exons. Bases 101 to 544 code for a protein of 147 amino acids. Gene Ontology annotation, biological process: positive regulation of transcription by RNA polymerase II.